UCUCUCUCUCUUUACAGCUUCGUCCUCGCUCGCAGCACAGCUAGAUCGUAAGUGCUCUCACGCUCUGCUUCUCUCCUUUACGUGAGUCCAGUAAGUUGCGCCCCACGAAAAAGAAAGAGCUAAUCCUCAGUCCGUGAGAGACAGAAGGAAACACUACCAUGAAUGCUCCAGACCGAUACGAACGAUUUGUCGUCCCUGAGGGGACAAAAAAGGUGUCAUACGAGAGGGACACGAAGAUCAUCAAUGCAGCAUCGUUUACAAUUGAGAGAGAGGACCACACGAUCGGCAACAUCCUCCGCAUGCAGCUACACAGGGACGAGAAUGUUUUGUUUGCCGGCUACAAGCUUCCUCACCCCCUUCAGUACAAAAUUAUUGUCAGGAUUCACACAAGCAGCCAGUCUUCACCAAUGCAAGCAUACAACCAGGCUAUUAACGAUCUUGACAAGGAACUUGACCAUUUGAAGAGUGGUUUUGAGGCUGAAGUUGCAAAGCGUUCGGUGGAGUACUAGUAGGCAUCAUUCCGGAUCUGUAAGGAACAUGUCAGAUACUGACAUCCGACUGUUGUCUUCUUUAAUUAUGGAUCAAAGUACCUUGUGUGGAUUUUUUAUGUUUCGCUGUAUCAUGAAUGUUUAUGGAUAGUUAUGAAAUGAGACCAGGCUGAAGGGGCCAGCAGUUUCUUGAAAAUAUGGUGUGCAUUGCUUCUUAGCA
Molecule: messenger RNA, 708 nt
Organism: Pyrus x bretschneideri (Chinese white pear)
Lineage: Eukaryota; Viridiplantae; Streptophyta; Magnoliopsida; Rosales; Rosaceae
Product: DNA-directed RNA polymerases II, IV and V subunit 11
Exons: 6
Coding region: 159-509 (116 amino acids)
Biological process (GO): transcription by RNA polymerase II
Cellular component (GO): RNA polymerase II, core complex
Molecular function (GO): protein dimerization activity; DNA binding
Source: RefSeq, a predicted model, not a curated record